AUGAAGACUAUCUCUGUGUUGGUCUUCUUCUUCCUCCUCCUUCUCGUGGCAGAAGCCAGGAGCAAGAACAAGACAGGUUGCGACCAGUUCACAUGCGGGAGCCUCGACUUCAAGUUCCCUUUCUUUAGCACAGACAUGCCUUCUCGAUGCGGUCUGUUCAAGCUGAAUUGCAGCAACGAGAUUGCAGAGAUACAGCUCGAGGAAAAGGGGCAGUGGUAUAAACUCAAGAGCGUCUCGCAAGCCAACACCAUAACCAUCACCGACACAAGGCUUAACCAAAGCUUGGAAACAGGAAACUGCAGCGACUUGUCAAUCUUCUCUCUUCCAAAUUCUCCAUGGCUCAACUUGAGCACUUUGUACAAAUGCAACAACAACAACAGUAGGAAAAAUGGUUUCAGUUUUGCAAAUUGUGGAGGAGGAAACAGCUCGUACUAUUCCGAUUUGAGAGAUGUAUCAGGGUGUACAACUAUCAACACUCCAAAGAGCUGGUUAAAUCCAAGAACCAAGAACCUGUCUAAUGUAAGUGCUACCUUCUAUGUUCAUAUAAAGCUGCCUGGAGACUGCUAUCGCUGCCAUAGACGAGGAGGAGAAUGUAAGAUGAUUAAGAACAAGUAUCACUGCGUUGGAGGAACCAAAGAACCAAAUUACAACCACGAGAAGAUAAAGCUAGGAUUAGGAAUCGGAGGAUCUGUCAUCUUGAUAAUCAUCUGUGUAGCACUCUUUAUCAUCAUCCACAGGAUUUGCAGGAAGAAAACUGAUUCAGACCUCCUCUCCAGAGGCAACUCGAAAUCUGACGUCGAGUUUAGUCAUGUCUUCUUCAAGAUACCAAUCUUCUCCUAUAAAGAACUUCAAGAAGCAACAGACAACUUCAGCAAAGACAGAUUACUCGGAGAUGGAGGCUUUGGCACUGUCUACUACGGGAAAGUGCGUGACGGGAGAGAAGUUGCAGUGAAGCGUCUCUACGAGCACAACUACAGAAGACUUGAGCAGUUCAUGAACGAGAUAGAGAUCCUCACACGUCUCCACCACAAGAACCUAGUCUCUCUCUACGGAUGCACUUCACGCAGAAGCAGAGAGCUUCUCCUCGUCUACGAGUUUGUUCCAAACGGCACAGUAGCAGAUCAUCUCUACGGCGAAGGACCAACAAACCAAGGCUUCUUAACAUGGUCCAUGCGCAUGAGCAUCGCCAUAGAAACCGCGAGUGCCUUGGCUUACCUUCACGCUUCAGAUAUCAUUCACCGCGACGUCAAGACUACAAACAUUCUCCUCGACGGGAACUUCGGUGUCAAAGUCGCUGACUUCGGUUUGUCGAGGCUGCUCCCGAGCGAUGUAACACAUGUUUCAACCGCUCCUCAGGGCACUCCCGGAUACGUGGAUCCUGAGUAUCACCGGUGCUAUCAUCUAACCGAUAAGAGCGACGUGUACAGCUUUGGAGUGGUUCUUGCGGAGCUGAUAUCUUCCAAGCCUGCUGUUGACAUAACCAGGUGCAAGAGUGAGAUCAAUCUAUCAAGCUUAGCUAUAAACAAGAUACAGAGCCACGCGACACACGAGCUCAUUGACCAGAGUCUUGGAUACGGAACGGACGAAGGAGUUAGGAAAAUGACUACGUUGGUGGCGGAGUUGGCUUUCCAGUGCUUGCAGCAAGACAGUACGAUGAGACCGACGAUGGAACAAGUCGUGGAAGAGCUAAAGGCAUUCAAGAACGAGGAGCAGAGAUGCGAAUACUACAAUGACAAAGAGGAGGAGAUGAUUACUACGCACCCUUCGCCACCGGAGUGGGGUGAAGCUUCACUGAUAAAUAAUAUGAAAUUCCCUCAGUCACCGGUCUCUGUGACUGCCCAGUGGCCUAGUAAAUCAACCACACCGAAUACUAGUGCCUGUGACUACACAGUGACAUAA
Microthlaspi erraticum is the source of this 1899-nucleotide messenger RNA. The record is from the annotation of a GenBank genome assembly. Lineage: Eukaryota; Viridiplantae; Streptophyta; Magnoliopsida; Brassicales; Brassicaceae.